UUCUUAUAGUUCGUCACGUUCUAAUUUAAAACUCUUUCGUUAUUGUAGAUAACUAGUUUGGAUUCCACUUGCUUUAUUAGGCUAUGCUUUCAAACUCAUUAAAUUAUUUGCUUUAUGAAAAUAACAUGCUUAUAGUACAGCAGUUGUAAUGGAUACUUCAGAAUGUUUCGUAAUUAAGUCUCGUGUUUAUACCCUGAACCACUACCCACAUCAUGUUAACAAUUGUGUAUGACGAAACAUGUAAAACUGAGUGCGCCUAUUAUCAUUUAUGGUAUUGUUUAAUAAUGAUGAAGAGUACUUUGGGAUUCAUUCGUCAUGUAGAACAAUGGUUCUGAUUAAAGUAUUGGACUUUUGAACAUUAUCCACAUACCUUAGUAUCUUCCAUCAGUGUUCAAGAGGGAAACGUACAUUGACUAUGGAUUACAAUAAGCAGCUGAUGGAGAGAAAUACAUGCAAUUUACAACAGGAAUGUACAUACCUGACUCGUUUAAUCCAACAGCAUAAGCUUUUUCAUAGAAGGAAAGGCAACCGAUCAUUCAAUUCACAGACAUCACCAAAAGUUGGUUGGUCUAACCUCAGAUCUUAUGGUACAACAAAUGCAUCUGUUUCAAAAUACAAGAAAAUAAAUGUGAGCACAAAACCUCAAGUUCCAUUAGUGGACAAAUGGAAGUUAUGUGCAGAUAAUAAUCCAACCCAGAGUCAAACAAUGAAAUGUGCCAGUAAGAAGAAAUCUGUGUCACCGAGUCCAACAGUUUCAAACCUUCAUGAAAGUCAGCCUCUGACUUAUGCCACAUCACAUGCUUCUUGCCAGAAUGUUCCUGAUUCAAGAAGCAGCCGAAUGUAUUUGAAUCCUCAUUUUUUCAAAGCAAAUAACUGUUUGCAAACAGAUAUAUCAGCAAAAUACGUUGCUUCAGAAAGUGACGUUUCUAAACUGAAACAUUCUGUACAUAUAAAUCCAAAGGUUCUUGCGGCACAAGUCAUGAAAUUGGCCGCACAAUCAGAACCAACACAAACUCAUGCGCUUGUGAACAGGUGUACAGCAAAUAACAAGCAUGAGACAGGACUGCCAACUUGUGAGCUGCUGUCACAGCCAUCAAACAGUAACUUUGUCACUAAGAAAUAUGUAUUUCGUAGCAAAACCAAAUUAGUGAAGCAGAAUGCAGUCAUAAGUAGCACGGUGGCAAAUCCAGUAACUAUGUCACACUUUGUGCCAGAAAAGAAAUUGUCUCCUCUAAUUAAGAGUUCUCUGUCAGGGCCUUUGAUGUCUGUCAGCAGGACAAAGUUAGUGCGUGCGAAGUCAAGGAGAUCCUGUGAGAGUUUUCAGGGUUUAUCAAAUAAUAGUCCGUCAGUUAUUUCCCCAUAUACCUUUCAUACAACACCGAAAGCUGUAGGAAGACUGUCUUUGUUGUCAUGUUCUAGAAAUAGAACGGUAGCUGUUAAAGCAGCAAAGGCAGUAUGUUCGAAAUACAAGUUAACCAGAUCAAACAUAACCAAAACUCCAGUGACAAAAUCUCGAUACAGUUACACGGCUAAUAAAAUCACACCACGCCAAGAGUCGAGGUACAAAAUAGACAGACGACUUAACAAAACAGUGAAGAGACUUAAAAAAGUGAAAAAGUACUCCCUGCAAUAUGAAAUGCCAAAGUCUGGUGGACCUAACCAACACAUUACGAGUCCAAAAUUAUUCAAUAAGUAUGAGAAGGUUCAGUAUCCCUUCACAAGCUUGAAGUUUGGCAAUAAAACAUGGAAUAAUUCUCUGCGUCCAAGGAAGGUCAUGGUUGUAGACAAGAAACUAAGGCGAAUUGGAAGCAGUCCAAACCUUGGGAAAGGUAGAGACCACCGGUUUAACCGACAAAGCUCAAACUUAGUCAGAAUUGGUGGAGUUCUGUACAGAACCUCUAAAUUGAAGCUCACUCGGAGUCUUACCCCAAAAUGCAAAAAUGAAGGUGGAAGAAAUGUGGCAGAUUAUGAUGUGAAAAAGCCCAAGUCAAGAUCUAGUUUUGCAGUGUAUGUACGUGGGAACAAAUUCUUAAUGGAUGCGACGGGGAAGACUAUGUUACGAGUUCCUCAGAGAUCAAAAAAACCUGGAUUUAAUGAAUUGCCCUUGAGAAAUUUACCUUUGAAGAGAAUAGACAUUGGUGGAGUAACAUUUGUCCAGAAAUCAACAAAUGUUCUUGUCAGAACUAAUACCCACAAUGCAAGAAGCCUCCUGAGCCAAGCAAAACAGAAGAGCAUAGCCCUGCUGACAAAAAAGUUGAGGAAAAGCAAUCAACCUUGCAUAUUCUAUCAUCGAUUUGGAAAAUGUAUGAGGAAAGAGAUGGGCACGUGUCCACACGUGCAUGACCCGAAGCAUGUGGUCGUCUGCAAGAAAUUUUUACAAGGCUGUUGCGCAGUCAAUGGCUGUACGCUGUCUCAUGAUGUUGGACCUGAGAAAAUGCCAACAUGCAAGUACUUUCUGGAAGGAUGCUGCGUUAGAGAUGGUUGCCCGUACCUUCAUGUGAAAGUGAAUGAAAAGGCUGGUAUUUGCAAGGACUUUCUUCAUGGUUAUUGCUUUGAUGGGCAGAAGUGCAGGAAGCGACACACAUACCUUUGUCCAGAGUUUGAGAAAACAGGUUGCUGUCCAAAAGGUAAGUACUGUCCAUACCCUCACAAGACUGUAGUCAAAAAGAAGUCAAGAACUCGGAAACAUAGCACAGCAAAGGACGUAGUACACAUUGCAUCAAAUGAUGACCGGAAAAGAUAUUAUGAGACGGUAGGAAUGGUUUCAGAAGUGUUCCCUGUAGAACCUGAGGACUCACAAGUGACAAAUGAAGUAGACGGGAGUGAUCUGAAUGUAAAGAGGCUGAAAUUAUUGAAGAAAGUUGAUGACAUGAAGAGAGCAUGGCAGAAUGCUCAAUGCAAUACUGUUGGACAGAUGAGUUCUACUCCAAGCUCGGUACCUGAAAGUAUGGAGCCAGAGACGAAACGCCCUAAACUAGGAAUUUUACCAGCGUACAUUCCCCUCGGCUCAGACUCAAAGUAAUCUGUUGUGAUAUGAUUUAGUUUUGUUUGUAGUAUUUUUAUGUAAAUUCUUGUAAAAAUGUAUUGCUGUGUUAUAUCUUGGAAAUAAAUUCUUAAUGCAUAAAAUUA
This is a messenger RNA of Zootermopsis nevadensis, 3129 nucleotides long. RefSeq names its product Zinc finger CCCH domain-containing protein 3 (gene ZC3H3). Lineage: Eukaryota; Metazoa; Arthropoda; Insecta; Blattodea; Termopsidae. Gene Ontology annotation, cellular component: nucleus. Gene Ontology annotation, molecular function: metal ion binding. The record is from RefSeq and is a predicted model, not a curated record.